CUCAUUUCUGAAGUGAGACUAGGAAGAGAAGAUGAAUAAUUCCCUGGAGUAUCUAGCCUACCCUGUAAUCGUCUCUAAUCACAGGCAGAGCACAGGCUUCAGGAAGAAACUGGACUUUGGCCAUUACAUAUCUCACAAGAAUAGGAUACAAAUAGUGAAACCUGCUGUUGAUACCAAACCUCCGGUGGUACACACAAACCACAUUUUAAAACUGGGCAAACUACAGGGUGAACAAAAGAGAAUCAAUAAAAUCGAGUAUGAAAACAAGCAACUGUGUCAGAAAAUCGCAAACGCCCAUCGCGGCCCUGCCAAGGUGGAUUGCUGGAACGAGUACUUCUCCAAGAGAAUUCAAGACGUUAUAUCAGAAAUACAACAAAGUAUCUUCUCUCCCAAGAUGAAUAGGUUACUCACCACAGAACAGAGACAAGAGAAGGCCCUAGGAUUUCUUAGCCGCUUAGAGUCUCCAGACACGCCUACAUGGCUGAAUGCUCAAUCUUAGGGAUGCUACAAUAAAGCUUGAAACACAAAAUGAGUAAGUUACAUUUAAGGUACCCAAUGGCUUUAAGUCCCCCAUCCCAAAAUGGAGACAGAAUGGGGCAGGCAGAAGAAAAGAGGCAACAAGCAUUUUUAUUUGGGGCUACGAAAAGAAGUUUUAAUGAGAGAGAAGGAGAGAGAACUUUUUAAGACAUAAACCAUCAUCACCAUUCUGGGGGAAGAAAAGGUGGGGUGAGAUGAUCCAGCCACAAGUUCAGCUCUAUCAAAACGGAAAACAGAAGCACACGAGGAAAUUAGGGUUCAGACAACACAGAGAACGUAUGCCAUUAGUUCCUCUGUGGAUAUGCAGAAUUGGGAAAGAAUGCUUCGUUGACUUUCCAUGUACCGUGUUCAUUUAUAAGAAGCAGCAACAGUGAAAAUAUCAAAAAUAUAUUAAACCAUAUGGCAAGACAA
Eptesicus fuscus (big brown bat) is the source of this 948-nucleotide messenger RNA. It is a transcript of the gene CFAP97D1, whose product is annotated as CFAP97 domain containing 1. The transcript has 5 exons. NCBI's taxonomy places the organism in Eukaryota, Metazoa, Chordata, Mammalia, Chiroptera, Vespertilionidae. The record is from RefSeq and is a predicted model, not a curated record. The coding region runs from base 32 to 499 and encodes 155 amino acids. Gene Ontology annotation, biological process: sperm axoneme assembly.